AUGGACGCAGCAGCAGUGGCUGAGACCAACGACGUGAGUGCUGCAAGUCCACCCAGCAACGCAGCUGCUGCCCCCACAGACCAUGCAGCAGGGGCAGCCUGCGAAUAUCUCACCGCAUGCAGGGACUGGCCUCGCAUGCGCGAGCAGCUUCUGCAGCGCAUGUCAGAGAACUCAGCGCAGCCCAGCACACAGGAGCCCGAGCCGCCCAGCACCCCAAACCGUGAAGGUUCCUUGGCCGAGCAGAGCCCGUUUUCGGGGCAGCCUGGCAAGUGGGCAGGCCAGGAGUCUACAUGCCAGAAGCAGGCAUGGAACGCUGCCGGGCGGCUGCCGGUGCGGUGGCGCCAAAUUGCAUCGCCCGCAGCGCUGCUGCUGACACUGCUGCUGCUAGCGUGCUGCGGCCCUGCCUGGCGAGGCAGUCACCUUGAGGUGAAUCUGGCGGCCAGGGCGUCGCCAGGGGCAACUUCGAGGCUGUGCCAGACGUGCACCGGCGCAUGCGCGCGGCUGUUAGACCCGCUGCCCUUUGGGCAGGGGCUGAUGCCCAGCGGGCAGGGGCUGAUGUGGACCGGGCAGCCCAUGGCGUGCCGGGGCGGCUUCUGCGUGCCCGCGGACCCCCCCGCAGAACUGACCAGUGCAUGUUCUGGCGACUGGGACAGCACUUGGGAAGAGGAGGUGCAGGAAGAGCAACCGGAGGCAGAGGAGGAGAGCCUUAGGUCGCGCAGAGGCCGCAGACUGCUCGUCUCGGGGAGCCAGCGGCAGCUGACGCACGUGGGCCGUGAGCAGGUGCGGCUGCUCAACAAGUGGACUCGCGCAUUCGCAGCCCGGCUCGCCCUAGAGUCCGACUCGCCGCCGGCCGCCAACACGGCGCCGGUGACUCUGGCGUCGGCCGAGGCCCCUUUUGCAGACCCCUUCCUCAUGGAAUUCGAGGACCCCGGAGCCCUGAAGCAGGCCUUCAACGAGCCCCCCGUCACCUUUGAGCAGGCUCUGCUCGCCGCGCGGCUGGAGGCCAGGAAGGCUGUUGGCCAGGGUGCUCAAAGGAGCAUGAUCAAGUCUGUGGCGGCUGAUUUGGCGCUGGGCAAUCUGCUGGACGCUGACUCAUUCCAGGUUGACUCACCCGGCGCCGGCCCGGUGCGCAAAACCGCGCGCGUCCGCGGCGCAGACGAGACGCUCGCCGAGCCGGCCGCCACCGGCGCCAGCCCCUUUGCACGCGUGCAGCGGCAGGACGGCCCCGUCUUUUCGGGACUAAACGUGAAGGUGAUGGGAGUGGUGCAGCCGUCGCUGCCCAACAAGCUGGUACCGGCGGCGCAGAAGUGCUUUGUGCUGGCGUACAAUCAGGGUUACGCGAAUCUCUCCACCCCGCACUACCUGGCGGUGAAGAACACUGCCAACAAGGGCGCCUGCUGCAGCCUCUGCCAGAGGGACCCCCGCUGCAUCGCGUGGACGCGAGUCGCAGGCGCGAGGGAUGAUGUGAGAACAUGUUACCUGAAGGACAGCCUGCAGCGAGACCCGGACCUCAUGACGUAUGCCUAUUCCUACGCGCCCCCCUACCUUCACCGUGACUACCCCCAGGUGAGGUACAUCGUGGAUGCAUUGCCGGUCAUGCUGGAGUCAGGCACGAAGCAGAUGGCGUUGCCUGCCGAACUGUACGGCUGCCCGUACCCGCCCGUACCCGGGCAGCCGCUGGGCAGCUGCGCUGCUCCACUGAUGUGCAACUGCCACCAAGGCAUCUGCUACGGACAGCUGAACCGCGCUCCUCGGCAGGAGGGUCUGGCGGGAGAGGGAUCGCCCCCGAACGGCAUUGCAACUAGCGACCCAGGCACCACGCUCGAUGACACAUCUGAUGAGCCGAGCGCGCGGCGACUGGCGGCAGUGCCGCUGUCUGAAAUGUGCGAGGCCUGCCUGGACACCUGUGGCGGUCUGGCCCUGGGUCACCUGCCCAACGGAACCUGGCAGGCGUACCCGCGAGAGGGGCACACUAUGACGUGCGCGCAGGGGUUCUGCGUACCACACGAGAUGCCCGAAUUUGCAGAGAUCUGCGGAGACAGCUACAGCAACGCCAGCCCCAGCAGCGGCAGCUCAAAUCAGGGGGCUGCCAGCUCAUCUCCAGCCGCUAACUCGGACGCCAACUUCGUCCUGCCGGUCAGGAAGAGCAGCAGCAGUGGCAGCAGCGGCAGGGCUCCCCAGCCGCCUGCUCCCUCAAAGCUGGAAGGCAACGGCGCCGCGCAGAUCUACCGGGCAAACAGCACAACACCCAGCCGCGCCGGAGGCGCGGCUGAUGUUAUCGCCUCGGCCCGCGCUGAUGUCACCGACGCGGCUCGCGCCAACGUCACCUCGGUGUAUGUGGGCGAGGGAGGGGGCACCUCUGCAGACCUGCGCGCGGCCGCACGCGCCGCUGAGGGUACUAACAUUAGUAGCAGUGUCCACAAGCACGACGAAAAGAGCGGCCGCGGCAUCGCACCGCCCCCGGGCAACAAGGGCGUUCCUGUGGAGGUAAUUGUGCCGAUGAAGCGCGGCCGGCGGCUGCUCGGGCAGGGACUUGGGCGGAGUCUGCUACAGACGAAGGUCAGCACAAGCCCCUCGCCGAGCCCCGGCGCCCCCAAGGCCCCCACUCCGGUGGCGACCACAAAGCCCCCGGUUGCAACAACAAAGCCGCCAGUGGCAACAACAAAGCCUCCAGUGGCGACAACCAAGGCAGCUGUUCCGGCAGUCACUAAGCCGCCAGUGGCGACAACCAAGCCUCCAGUGGCGACAACCAAGGCAGCUGUUCCGGCAGUCACUAAGCCGCCAGUGGCGACAACCAAGCCUCCAGUGGCGACAACAAAGCCUCCAGUGGCGACAACCAAGGCAGCUGUUCCGGCAGUCACUAAGCCACCAGUGGCGACAACCAAGCCGCCUGUUGCAAUAACAAAGCCGCCAGUGGCGACAACCAAGGCAGCUGUUCCGGCAGUGACUAAGCCGCCGACGCCGGCUGUGACAACAAAGCCGCCAGUGGCGACGACAAAGCCGCCAGUAGCAACAACAAAGCCGCCUGCGCCAGUGGCCACAAGGCGGCCUCGCUCGCCGGUGGUCACUACCAAGCCGCCGGCCCCGAUGCCCACAACAAGGCCGCCGGUGCCGACUACAAAGCCCCCGGUGCCGACGACCAAGCCGCCUGUACCGACAACAAGACCGCCGCUGCCGACUACCAAGCCUCCCACGCCAGUGCCAACGACAAAGCCGCCGACGCCUGUGCCGACAACAAAGCCGCCGACGCCGGUGCCGACGCCUGCGCCGACAACAAAGCCCCCGACACCAGUGCCGACUCCUGCGCCCACGACAAAGCCCCCCACGCCGGUGCCAACGCCUGCGCCGACAACAAAGCCCCCUACUCCGGUCCCCACACCGGCCCAUACAACCCCACCGCCGACACCGGUCCCCACUCCGGUGGCCACCAAGGCCCCCACCCCGGUCCCCACUCCGGCAGCCACCACCAGCCCGACUCAGCAGAGCCCGCCAGCGCAGCAGAGUCCCCCGACGCAGAGCCCCCCAGCGCAGCAGAGCCCCCCGGCACCGAGCCAACAGCAGCUGCUGGCCGAGUGGAUGGCCGCCUUUGCACAGCGCGUCGCCGAUGACAGAGCGUCCGGGAAUCGAACGCCGGUCUGGGAGCUGAUCGCCGGGGCCGAGGCGCCGUGGGCGGAUCCCUUCCUUAUGGAAUUCGAGGACGGCGGCGCAAUGAAGCAGGCCUUUGGAGGGAAUGCUCCGCCAUCGCCGCUCAGUUUCGAGCAGGCUCUGAUGGCUGCAAGGCUGGAAGCCAGACAGACUGCUGAGGGAGCGCAGGCAACGCUGGUCAAGUCAGUGGCGAUGGGAGCCGAGGAUCCGGGCCAUCUGACUGGGGCGCUUGGAAACCUUUUGGACGAAGAUGUGAGUACUUCUGAGCCACUGCCGGUCGUGCGUACUGCGCGCACACGGCCUGCUGACGUGGAGGGCCUCGCGGAGCCUGCCGGGCCGCCAGCUGGCGCCAGCCGAUCCGCCGGCGUGCGGCCGCAGCCGCCGCCGACGACCGAUUACAACGCGCUCAAUGUGAGGGUGAUGGGAGUCAAGCAGCCGGAGUUGCCAUCAAGGAACCCCGAUCAGUGCUUUGUGCUGGCGCACAACUUGGGCUACGCAAACCUGUCCUCAGUGCACUACCUGGCGGUGAAGAACACUGCGAAUAAGGGCGCCUGCUGCAGCCUCUGCCAGAGGGACCCCCGCUGCGUCGCGUGGACGCGAGUAGCAGGCGGCCGGGGAGAUGUGAGGACGUGCUACCUGAAGGAAUCACUGCAGCGCGAUCCUGAUCUGGGAGCCUUUACAUUUUCAUACGCACCCCCCAAGCUCCUGCACGAUUACCCCGAGGUGAGGUACGUAGUUGACACGCUGCCGGUCAUGCUGGAGUCAGGCACCAAGCAGAUGGCGUUGCCUGCCGAUCUGUACGGCUGCCCGUACCCGCCCGUACCCGGGCAGCCGCCGGGCAGCUGCUCGGAGCCGCAAAUGUGCAACUGCCAUCGCGGCAUCUGCUUCGGGCCCUGCCAGCACGGCACCGCUGAACCUUCUGAGGUGCAGCAAGCCACCGUGGAGGGUGCAGGGGAAGCCGCUGAAUCAGAGCGCCAGAGCUUAGAUGAGGGAGGCCGCACCUACUCAGACACGGUCGAACUAGUACAGCGAAGCGGGACUAUACGCAGGAGGGGCGCUCGCAGCCUCUCCAUGGAGAAAAACACCCCAGGGACAGAGGGCUGGAUGCGCCAGCGCUUGGAGAGCAUCUCUGGAGGGGGCUCGGAUCCUGAGUCGGUGGAGAACACUCACGAGGAUUCUGACGCGCCAGAGCAGCAGCCGGCAGAGCAGAGGCACCAGCAGCAGCAUGACCACCAGCAGCAGCUGGUGCAGCGGCUGAACAGCGGCUGGCGCAGCUUCUCGUGGGGGAAUCAGGAGGCCUUUAAGACCAUCGGCGGCGCGCGGCGGACGCGCCGGCGGCAGCGAGUGCUGCACACGGCCUCCAAGGUAGCGCCCUGGGCGCCGCUGAUCACGGUGUUUAUUCUGGCGCUGCUGUCCGGCUUUGCCGUGCGCCUACUGCUGCCGCACGACGGCCCCAAUGCGGUGGCUGCGCUGCGCGCGGCCGGCGCGGCCGCAGCCGGCAGCACAGCGGUGCACCGGCGGAGGCUAAACGCGCUUGUGCCGCCCGCCUUUCGCAUCAACCCGCUGGCCGGGCAGCUGCCCGCCGGGCAACCUGGCGUGCAGGCGGCCGCGCCGUUUUUCCCGAUCGACACCGACGGCGUCGCGCAGCACGGCACCGGCGCACCGGCGGCCCGUGCCUCCGUCGAUCUUGGGGUUUUGGACAAUAACGACAAAGGAGCGAUGGCGGGCGUGUUGGCACCGGGGCUCGAGGCGGCAAAUCUCGGCCGGCGGCUGGCCCCCGGGCCGGGCCCGCGGCCGGCGCCGGCACCGGCCGAGGCGGCAAUGGCGGCGGUGGCCGCCCCGGUGGCGGCCGCGCCGGUGCGGCUGCCGGUGCGCGGCGGCGACGGCGAGCUGCUGCCGCUGCCGGCUCCGCUGCGAGUGUGCCUGCUGACUGCGGACUUCCAGGGCCUGCCCAACGCCGGCCCCAUCGCCACUGCUUACACCCUCCUCGCCGCUGCCCUCGGCACCGACCCCAGCCUCAAGGUGACGCUGCUGGGGGCGAGCAAGGAUCUGGAGGCAUGCGGGCGAAUGGCAACAACGCAGCACCAGCUGAAUCCGGCGGUGCAGUAUGCGUGCCUGCAGCAGGACCACUUCCUGCCGGCCACCGUCAACACGCAGCCCUUUGAGCAGCUUAGUCACGCCGUACUCAACUGGCUCCUGGACCACCAGCACGAUUGUGACGUGCACGAGUGGAGCGGGGUGUUCAAAAACUUGGUGAUGGCAUCGCACUUCCGCCGCUUCCGCCCAGGGCUGCGAGUCGCUGUCAGCCUCUUUGGCGGCCACUACUGGCGCACCCAGUGGAUGCUGCCGCGGCCGACGGACAUCAUGAGCCUGCGUCUGGACAACACGGAGCGGCAGACGGUGGAGAUGGCAGACAUCGGAAUUUCUUCCACCCGCUACAUCGCCUCCUGGCUACGCCAACGCUCCUGGGCUCUCCCAGACAACAGGCUGGCGAUACCGAGCAUGGUCCCGGGUGCCGAGUACUCGCCUCCGCAGCGGCCGCAGCGGCCGGUGUGGAAGCUGGCUUUCUACGCGCCCCUUGAGGAGACCAAGGGGAUCAAGCUGUUCUGCGACGCUGUCGAACAGCUGCCCAAGACGGUCCUCGCGCGGCCCGGCUUCGAGGUGCACAUCAUCGGCGAAGAGGCCAAGAUCGACCAGAAGCUGAGCCUGCCGUGGCUGCGCAAGAGGACCGCUGACUGGACCUGGAAGACCCACAUCCUGCCCAGCCCCACCCGGCAGCGGGCGAUGUCGGCGGUGGGGCAGGAGGGAAUGCUGGUGGUGUUUGCAUCGCCCCUGGAGAACGUGCCCUACACCCUCGCUGAGGUGGCGGUGGCGGGAACGCCCCUGCUGACCUUUGACGUCGGCGGCGCUUCGGACCUCAUCGACCCCAAGACCCACGAGGACCUCUUCUGCGGCCUCCCCUCGGUGGGCAACUUGGUGCCUUGCAUGCGCAACGCAUUGCUGCGGGGCUACAUAGCGCCGCCAGUUUUGGCGCCGCGGAUAGUGGCGGCGCGGCAGCAGUGGCUGGAGUGGCACCAUGACUACGCGCUGAAUCAGCUGCCGGGCGCGCUGAGUCAGGACGCUGAGCUGGCCGCCAGGCUGGACGCCAUGGACAACCGCGCCGAGGUCAUGACCCUCAACGACAACGAGACCGCGCUGCAGCUGUACGAGCACGUGUGCGACGAGCGGCGGUGCUCGGACAUUGGGUGCGAGGAUCCGGACGUGCCGGCGACGGUGCUGCUGCUCCCGCCCGACUUCCAGCUUCUCGACGCCGAGCAGCUGCCCGAGCUGGUGAAGCUGCUCAGCGUCGGUGAGCUUCGCGGCAGCUCUGUGGGUGGCCUCACUUUCGGCGCUCAAAUCCCCGAGUACAAGGGCCGCGGCGUUAGGGUCUCCUACCCUUCAGGGCCCACCUGGCAGAUAUACGAGGGCAAGGUAGAGCCAUGGAUGAUGAGCGACAACUGCACCGACAAUGUGCCAGUGCUCAUUCGCCGCACAACCUUCUGCUCCGCAUUCGCCGCCGACGCGCGCGACUUCCGCUCCUACAACUCCUGGGUUCUGUCGCUGAUGCUGGAGCAGACGGGGCUGCACCUGGGCUCCUAUCCGGCUGUCCCCUUCCGCCUGGCCAACUGGACGUCCCACGGGCACCACUGCCUCCUCGACAAGACCCCCGAUCGCAUGCUCGACAUCCAGGUGGCGGCGAAUCUGAUGACGGACGAUUACCUAAUGCGCAGCUACCAGCUGACGCCGGAGUACCGCCCACUGGUCGACUACUACGCUGACCUGGCGCCUGUCCAGGGGAAUAAAGGGUGGCGAUUCGGAUACUCGGACGCCCUCGUAGACAGCACUGCAGAUUUCCGGCCGAUGCAGUAUUUCGCGCACGCCUCCGGACAGCUGCCCGACGGGCGCUGGUCUGUAAGCGAGAAUGCAAGCUUCCCGCAUAUACACUCCCACAUCUUCCACCCCUGCGUGUCCAGUCAGCAGCAGCAGCCAGCAUGCGGAGACUUCUUCGCAGCCACCUCCAUCCUGCGCUUCGACUCCUUCUUCACGCAGAAGCUCGUCGUGGUGUCCCUGACCAUAGAGGUGCACCCGCACUGCGGAGACGGGGUGGAGUUCUCAGUGAUCCACACCCCGGCAAAGACCGGCGCGGCCGAAACGCUGCACGCGGCAGAGUACCGGCCUCAGGCGGCGCCGGUGCGGCAGCGGCUGCACUUCUUCCUGGACUGGAUCCACACAGGAGACACUCUAGACUUUGUAACGUGGCCCAAAGAUGACCACGACUGCGAUGGGACUCUGAUACUUGAGGCCAAGAUCUGGGACGCCAGCGAGUACAAGGAGACCACCACCUUCUGA
Messenger RNA from Coccomyxa subellipsoidea C-169, 8034 nucleotides. RefSeq lists its product as hypothetical. The record is from RefSeq and is a predicted model, not a curated record. The transcript is spliced from 32 exons. NCBI's taxonomy places the organism in Eukaryota, Viridiplantae, Chlorophyta, Trebouxiophyceae, Coccomyxaceae. Gene Ontology annotation, molecular function: guanyl-nucleotide exchange factor activity. Gene Ontology annotation, biological process: activation of GTPase activity. The coding region runs from base 1 to 8034 and encodes 2677 amino acids.